UCUCUCUCUCUCUCUCCCCAAAUGGAAACCCUAAGGAGCCGGGUGGAGUCGUGGAUCAAGGACCAGGCGGAGCGGAUGGGCGCCACAUGGCCGCCGCCGCCGCUGCUCCCGCGGUGGCGGUGGCCUCGGCCGCCGCCGUGGCGGUGGGGCGGAGGCGACGAAGGCGGCGGCGGCGGCGGCGGAAAGGGGCGGAGGGAGGCGGAGCGGCGGAUCCGGGAGGAGUACGAGCGGCGGCGGGGGCAGCUCCGGGAGCUCUGCGGCGCCGUGAAGGUCGACUCCGUCGCCGAUCUGCAGGAGGUGCUCUGCUCCAUGGUGCUCUCCGAAUGCGUCUACAAGAGGCCUGCAUCAGAGAUGAUUAGGUAUAUUAACAAGUUCAAAUCUGAUUUUGGAGGGCAGAUUGUUUCCCUUGAGCGCGUGCAGCCUUCUUUGGAUCACGUACCUCACCGGUAUCUAUUAGCUGAGGCUGGGGAUACAUUGUUUGCUACAUUUAUUGGAACUAAGCAAUACAAAGAUCUUAUUACUGAUGUAAAUAUAUUUCAAGGGGCCAUAUUCCAUGAGGAUAAUUCUGAGGAUUUUGAUUUGGUUGAUAUUGGUGAAAGUGAUCAAAAUGGCAUCCAAAAGAAGAGCGAGGAAAAUCUUGGCAAGCCGGUUCAGGAAAAACCAAAACGGUUGAAAACAUCAAAGCCUGCUGCACACAGGGGUUUCUUAGCUCGUGCAAAGGGAAUCCCGGCUCUGGAGUUAUACAAGCUUGCACAGAAAAAGAAUCGGAAGCUUGUUCUUUGCGGACAUUCACUUGGUGGUGCGGUAGCUGCAUUGGCUACACUUGCAAUUUUGCGAGUUCUCGCAUCCUCUACACUAUCAAAAGAAAACGGAAAAGUUCAAGUGAAGUGUAUCACUUUCUCCCAGCCACCAGUUGGGAAUUCUGCUCUGAGAGAUUAUGUGCAUCAAAAAGGUUGGGAAAACUACUUCAAAACCUACUGCAUACCCGAAGACCUGGUGCCACGGAUUUUAUCUCCUGCCUAUUUUCAUCACUAUAACACUCAGACGAUGCAAACAUCGUCGGAUGAAAAUUUAAAUGGUGCAAAACUUGAGGAGACUACAAGUGGACCAAGUCUUAAAAUGCCCAAAGAGGACAAUGGGCAACAGCUUGUUCUAGGCGUUGGCCCUGUUCAGACGUCAAUGUGGAGACUGGCUAAGCUUGUUCCUCUGGAGGCAGUUCGGAAUCAAUUCAAUAUCUUCAGAAGAAAUCAGAAUAAAGUUGGGGAGGCAUCCCUUGACAUAGAUAGUGGCUUACAGUCGAAGGGUGAUGAAUCAGAGGCAGAGCCACAGUCUCUCGAGAUUCAAGAGGGUUCUGAGGGGAUCACUCUUGCGCCUCUUCCUGAUACAGAUCAAGAGACUCUUGGCAAUCAUGUAGAAAGAAGAAGCAGACUUGACGAUGAAGAUUCUAGGCGAUGGCAUAGAUUGCCUAACCUACCUUCUUAUGUACCAUUUGGGCAGCUCUACCUCUUGGGAGACUUGUCAGUAAAGUCACUCUCUGAUGCAGAAUACUCCAAAAUGACGUCGGUGAGGUCGGUUAUAACAGAAUUAAAGGAGCGCUUUCAAUCACAUUCAAUGAAGUCAUAUAGGUCUCGCUUUCAAAAAAUAUAUGAUCUAUGCAUGUGUGUGAACGCAUCGCCUUUCAUGGGAGUGGAGCAGUUACCACAUUUACAACAGUUGCUUGGCCUAGCAGCUGCUGAUUCGGUCGAACUUGGCAACAUUGUGGAGCCUCCUGUUAUCCGAACGGCAACAUCCAUUGUUCCUCUUGGUUGGAAUGGUGUUUCUGGUGAUAAAAACACUGAUCCAUUAAAAGUUGACAUUGUUGGACAUGGCUUACACUUGUGUUCUCUUGUUCAAGCUCAAGUAAAUGGGAAUUGGUGCUCAACGGCUGUGGAGUCACUACCUUCAGCACCUCCAUACUCAUCGAAUCAUGAAGCUGAACCCAAUUUACAAAAGAUGCGGGUUUUAAUUGGUGCUCCAUUGAAGCGAUCACCAAAAUUUCCAGUUGCUGAAGAUUCUUUAUUUCCUAUUUAUCCUCCAGUUGUGGAAUGCUCCAAUUCGACUCCAGAAUGUGAAUCCAGAUCAUUUUUCCAAGACAGAAGACGCUGUUGUGAUGGUUUGGAUGGUUUUGUCAUUUACUGCACUACUGAUUUCACCACCGUAUGCAAAGAAGUUCAUGUUAGAACCCGUAGGGUGCGAUUACUUGGAUUCGAGGGUGCCGGGAAAACUUCCCUAUUUAGAGCAAUGCUACAAUUUAGACAACGAAACAAUGGAAAUAUUGAGAGUAUAUGUCCAUACAUGGAUGCUCAAGAAGGGGUAGCAGGUGGAUUAUGCUAUGCGGAUUCAGCAGGUGUGAACUUGCAGGAGCUAAAUUCAGAGGCCAUUAAAUUCAGAGAAGAACUGCAGAUGGGUUUACGUGAUCUCGCCAAGAAAACCGACCUAAUUAUUCUCGUGCAUAACCUAUCACAAAAGAUACCUCGGUAUCACCACCCAAAUGCUUCAAAACCACAGCCGGCCCUUUCACUUCUCCUAAACGAGGCUAAGGCUCUUAAUAUACCUUAUGUUCUUGCCCUAACAAAUCGAUUCUCCGUCAGUGCUCAUCAGCAAAACACUUUAAUCGCUUCUGCUAUGGAAGCAUACGAAGCAUCUGCCGACACGACUCAAGUCAUUAAUUCAAGCCCCUUUUUCAUAGCAAGCAAUGCUAGUGCUGUGCAACCGAUGACAUCAGCUAAUGAGCUUUCGGGGAGGAAGGAGGCUGGUUCUCCAAGAAGUGUGUUUGCUCCUCUAAGUCUCUCCUUACUGCCACUCCAGAGAAGGGCGGGUGUUAUGCCUAUCGAGGGUGUUGGUGCGUUUCGGGGACUUGUUCAUCGCGUUCUACGCAGUAAUGAAGAAAUGGCCUUCCAGGAACUCGUAGAAGAGAGGCUGUCGUUGGAACUAGCAAAAGAAAAGCAGGUCUUAACGGACGCAAUGCACGAGCCGCAGAAGAAGAGCGGCUCUAUUUCCGCUGCUGCAGUCGGUGCAUCUCUCGGAGCAGGCCUCGGGCUUGUAAUGGCUGUUGUUAUGGGAGCGGCUUCUGCCUUAAGAAAGCCGUGAAAAUUGCGUUGCGUUUCGACGUGAUCGGGUUUAUAAUAAUAAAUAAUUCACAACAAUGCCAGUUGAGGAAUGAGAAACAAAAAAAAAAAGGUUUAAAGAAGAAGAUUUUGCAGAAGGCACCAGAAAAAGUUGGGCAUUGCAAGACAGCACUUGUGUUUGGCAUGGAGCUGCAUAUAUGCUGUCCCUACAUCUCAUUUUCAUUAAUUAUUAUUAUAUUUGGUAAUUUUGAUAGGUUUCAUCACAUUACUGAUUAUACCACUACUUCUACCCAGUUUUUUUUUUUAAUAAUUUUUUCAUAUACUUUUGGGCAAGAAUAUCUUCUAGAGGUGGGUUAUGCUGGCAUGAUUUAUUAUUUUGUAUAUUCCUAGGCUUGUUUUGGUUGA
Messenger RNA from Ananas comosus (pineapple), 3512 nucleotides. RefSeq lists its product as uncharacterized. NCBI's taxonomy places the organism in Eukaryota, Viridiplantae, Streptophyta, Magnoliopsida, Poales, Bromeliaceae. Gene Ontology annotation, biological process: lipid metabolic process. The record is from RefSeq and is a predicted model, not a curated record. The coding region runs from base 22 to 3129 and encodes 1035 amino acids. The transcript is spliced from 14 exons.